Molecule: messenger RNA, 913 nt
Organism: Neltuma alba
Lineage: Eukaryota; Viridiplantae; Streptophyta; Magnoliopsida; Fabales; Fabaceae
Exons: 2
Coding region: 373-810 (145 amino acids)
Source: RefSeq, a predicted model, not a curated record
UACAUAUUACUUGCAGUAGAUUAUGUGUCUCGAUGGGUAGAGGCAGUGCCAACUAGGAAAGAUGAUGCUUCUACUGUUGCCAAGUUUUUACGUUCUCAUAUCUUUUGCAGGUAUGGCAUUCCAAGAGCAAUCAUCAGUGACCAAGGAACACACUUCUGCAACAGGACCAUCAAGUCUCUAUUGGCUAAACAUGGAGUCAAUCACAAGCUGGCCACUCCUUAUCACCCUCAGACGAAUGGGUUAGCUGAAGUCUCUAACCGGGAAGUGAAACGAAUACUUGAGAAGAUUGUGAAACCAUCCCGUAAGGACUGGAGUGAAAGGCUUGAGGAAGCUCUUUGGGCUUACAGGACUGCCUACAAGACCCCUAUAGGCAUGUCCCCCUUCCGGUUGCUCUAUGGCAAGGCUUGCCAUCUACCUAUGGAGAUCGAGCACAAAUCUUAUUGGGCAAUCAAGGCAUGUGAUGCAGAUCUCGAAUCUUCACUAGUCAAUCGGAAGAUGCAACUCCAAGAACUUGAAGAAAUGAGACUUGAAUCCUAUGACAAUGCCAGAAUCUACAAAGACAAGCUGAAAAUGAUUCAUGACAGACAGAUUCUGAGGAAGCAGUUUUAUGAAGGUGACAAGGUUCUAAAGUUUAAAGCCCGGUUGAAGCUGAUGCCCGGGAAGUUUGUCACCAAGUGGGAAGGUCCGUUUAGAGUUACUAAAGUAUAUCCCUUUGGCACGGUAGAGCUCGUAGAUGAGGAGACCGGUAUAACUUCACAAGUCAACGGCCAUCUACUGAAGCACUACCAUGAGAAUCACAGACCUCCCUGAUCACCCGGUUGUUCCCUUCCACCCUACUCUUUUACUUUCUGUUGUAUUGCUGGUGAUAUCUGUUUGCUGAGAUAGUUAGGAGUUCUUGGAAGAUUCAAAAAUA